AUGGCGACGCCAGAACAAUACGACUGCAUCGCCAUUGGCUCUGGCGAAGCAGGAAAGCUCGUCCCUCUGGUCCUCUCCAGCCAAUACGGCAAGAAAUGUGCCAUCAUCGAGCGUAAAUGGAUCGGCGGCUCCUGCCCCAACAUUGCCUGUCUUCCCACAAAGCACAUCAUGCACGCAGCCGAGCUGGCUCAUGAAUGUCGUAUGGCUCAUAAACACGGCCUUGAUGUCAAAGAGGCCAAGUCAUUGAAGGCCGACUUGGCUCUGGUGAAGAAACGCAAGGACGAGAUGCUCGAGACUGUCAACGGAUUCCAAGAUCUAUUGGUACAAGGCAAAGUAGAGAUUAUUCGCGGCGAGGGUCGUUUUGUCGGCCCUAAAGUCGUGCAAGUAAGCAAUGGACGACUCUUGACCGCCGAACACAUCAUUAUCUGCACCGGCUCUCGUGCUAUGGUGGAUGCCAGCAUCCCCGGCCUUGUCGACGCAGACCCCAAUGACUCACAUUGA
This is a messenger RNA of Exophiala mesophila, 501 nucleotides long. RefSeq lists its product as uncharacterized. NCBI's taxonomy places the organism in Eukaryota, Fungi, Ascomycota, Eurotiomycetes, Chaetothyriales, Herpotrichiellaceae. The record is from RefSeq and is a predicted model, not a curated record. Gene Ontology annotation, molecular function: oxidoreductase activity. The coding region runs from base 1 to 501 and encodes 166 amino acids. The transcript has a single exon.